Messenger RNA from Neoarius graeffei (lesser salmon catfish), 2348 nucleotides. RefSeq names its product polycomb complex protein BMI-1-A-like. The record is from RefSeq and is a predicted model, not a curated record. Gene Ontology annotation, molecular function: promoter-specific chromatin binding. The transcript is spliced from 16 exons. Gene Ontology annotation, cellular component: PRC1 complex. Gene Ontology annotation, biological process: negative regulation of transcription by RNA polymerase II. Lineage: Eukaryota; Metazoa; Chordata; Actinopteri; Siluriformes; Ariidae.
UCACGUGACCGCCAGGUUCACUGUCUCUGGACAAAAUGGAGUUGUCAGAUUCGGUAGUAAAGGGGCUUCAAACCCUCGCCGAUCCAGCUUACUUGGACCUAAAAGCCUUCACUAUCUUCACCGAAGCGGCCUUCUGUAGCCUGCUGUCGUUUCCGACCGGAAGUGUUUUCGAUUACCCAGAACUAAAGAACAUUGAUCAAGCUCUCCUGAAACACUGUCACAUUGCAGUGACAACAUUUAUACUGGAAGGAGUAAAACAGAAUUCAGACAGGUCAACGAUAUGUUCGUGCCUUGAAGAUCUCCGAUUUGACAGCGAGAGAGUGGAUGUGUUUUACGGACUCUAUCAGGUGAGAACCUCCUCCAAAGUGUGUUGUACGCUGAGUGAUUUUGUAAACAAACAUGUUCAUAAUAUAACUUUUUCAUUUUGUAUUUAGAAAAGCAAAACGAACCUGGAAACACUGUUGUCAAGCAUUGAUAAAUGCCCUCCUCACAUAACAGAUGUUUCUUGGCGCUUAGAUUACUGCAUAAAGAACAGUCAUGUGCAUAAGGUCAAUCAGCCAUCAUAUCUGAUUUCUUUCAACACUGAGAACGGUGAGAAUAGUAGCGGCCCUUCAGAACUAAACUUCAGCUGCACGUUGGAGCAACUUCAGGAUUUACUGGGGAAGAUGAAGGAUGCAGCAAAGAGUGUGGAGAGAGCAACCCAUUCCAUGACGAUGCAUCGCACAACAAGGAUCAAGAUCACAGAACUAAAUCCACAUUUAAUGUGUGUAUUAUGCGGUGGAUAUUUCAUCGAUGCAACCACAAUCAUAGAAUGCUUGCACUCGUUUUGUAAAAUGUGCAUUGUGCGCUACCUGGCGACCAGCAAAUACUGUCCCAUAUGUGAUGUCCAGGUCCACAAAACGAAGCCUCUUCUCAAUAUUAGGUCUGAUAAAACUCUGCAGGACAUUGUGUACAAGUUGGUCCCAGGUCUUUUCAAAAAUGAAAUGAAACGAAGAAGAGAUUUCUAUGCUGAGCACCCAUCAGUAGAUGCUGCAAACGGUUCGAAUGAGGAUCGUGGUGAAGUUGCUGAUGAGGAUAAGAGAAUCAUCACAGAUGAUGAGAUUAUCAGUCUGUCAAUUGAGUUCUUUGACCCCAAGGCCAAACAGCAAGGUAGUGAGGGGGAGAAACAGACGAAGGAUGAGGUAAACAACAAGAGGUACUUGCAGUGUCCUGCUGCCAUGACUGUAAUGCAUUUGAGGAAAUUUCUGAGAAGUAAGAUGGACAUACCAUGUACCUUCCAGAUUGAAGUGAUGUAUGAAGAUGAGCCUCUAAAGGACUACUAUACAUUAAUGGACAUUGCCUACAUUUACACGUGGAGAAGGAACGGGCCGCUACCCUUGAAAUAUCGAGUACGGCCCAAUUGUAAAAAGAUGAAGAUAACUCACACGCAGGACGGCUUAAGUAGUGCCAACCGCUCAGAAAGUGACUCUGCGAGUGAUCAGGCCAACAGCCCAGCUGGAGCCCCGUCUACAUCCUCACCACUACCGAGUCCAAGCACACCCGUCCAGUCCACUCAUCCUCAUUUUCCCCAUAUUUCCAACCCGGUCAACGGCUCCUCUAUGGGAAGCCCCAGUCGGCAGUUUACGUUCGGCAACAAAAUGCGAAAACCAUCUCUGAAUGGAUCCUCAACCUCUUCAGGGUGAUGGGGUUAAUCCUGCCUAAGCCAACUCCAGAUUACCCAGCUAUUUUCCAUGCCAAUGUCAUAUCAUUGUAGCCAUUUUAUUGUCAUUAUUCCUAUUACACAUGUAACUUUUAACAUAGUGGAAGUGGCACAUUUCAUCCAGUUGCUGGAGAAAAUUUUGGAACGACAGCCUCGUUGUGGCUCUAAGCUGUGGGAUUUGCAGAACAUCCAAAACAGUUCACAUAAUAGACUGAACCUACUUUUCUAUAUGUAUUUUUUACUUUUUUUUUUUCUCUUUCAAAACAAAUCCAGAGGUGUUGCUUGUAUUUUAAGUGUGUACUUUCUUUUAAACACUUUAAGGCUUUAGUUUGCCAUUCUUGGCUAGUUAGGCCUACUAAACAUUCCUGCUAUAUUCAGCUGGCAUUGACAUUGUAUCAAAGAAGAUUAUAUAUUCAAUUCAGUUUAAACGGAUUAGAGAAAUUUAAGUUGUAGUCAUCGUGCAUAUAUAAUUUUUACAGCAAUGUAAAGUCUAAAGCACCAUGGGACUAUCCCCCUCAACAUCAAGGUUAUAACCUAGGCCUGUGUAGAUAGGUUCACUUCAGUGUUCAUUUGUCAUUGUUUGAUUGUAUGAAUAACUAUUGUAUUGUGACUGUUGCACAGUAUAAAAAAAAUAAACAUUUUACACUUU